AUGCCUCCUCGCUUCGUCACACCCGCUGCACCAAAGUGCCCCCGCUGCACAAAGUCCGUCUACAGCGCGGAACAAAUCAUCGGACCCAACGGUGCAGCAUGGCACAAGGCAUGCUUCACUUGCCGCGAAUGUAACCGACGACUGGACUCCAACAUUCUCGCAGAGCACGAAGGCGAGGCAUUCUGCAAGACUUGCCACAAGAAGAUGUGGGGUCCUACAGGAUACGGAUAUGGCGGUGGACUUUUGGUUCGCGAGGAUCCCGAGAGUCAGUUCAAGCAGAGCAUCGGUCGCCCUCCAAACAGCACCGGCAGCCAAAACAACGAUAACGAUAACACCAACACCAACAGCGGUUCAUAUGCCACGCUCGAUGAAGUGGCCUACAACAACACUGGCGGAAGCAACCGGUCGGCUGGUCGAGGACACAACGACAGCAAUAGCAAUAGUGGUGAGACAGAGGAAGAGAGACGCGAGCGACUCACACCCGUCAACGCAACUCUCAAGAAGAGGAACUCGCUUGAAAUGAUCCGGGACCAGGCCGAGGCCUCCCGCAGAGCUUACGAUGAGGCUCACAACCAACGAAUUGCCAGCAAGUAUGGCAAGGUCACUGCCAACUCGACAGGAGGUUCGACAGCCAGUGCUGGUAGCCGGUCUGACCUUCACCUCGGCGGAAGCAACAGUCACCUGCAUGCGCAGUCUGGAUACAUCUCUGCGGGAUCUGACACCUCAUCUGCCUUUGGAUCGACCAAGGCCACUACUUCUUCCCCUGCUCCAUCGUUCUCAUCCAUCUCCUCGACCACAUCCAGCCAGCCUGCCACAAAGUCUUUGUUCUUGAACCAAUCUUACAGGACCACCUCUUCAGCCUCGACUGCCAGCUAUCAGGAUGCAGAGUCGGACUAUGCUAAAAGUCGCCAGGCUUUGAACUUCCAGACUGGUGCACCUGCUCCCGUCUCUUCUGGACCUCCUUCGCUCCCCAAGAGAGCUCCUGAGCCUGUCAUGGAAUCCAUUAGGGAACCUACACCCACCCAACAGUACCAGGACGAGCAACGUGCUGCUGAUGAUGACUUUGAGGACUACAUGCCUAUCCGUGUUGUUGCCCGCAAGGAGGAGCCCGCCCCUGCUCCUGCUCCGACAGCAGCGUCCGCAGUCGAGGAGGAUGAAUGGGACGCAGCACCUGCCCAGAAGCAGCCUGAGCAGCCCAUUUAUCGUUCCCAGUACUUGAGACAGCAGGACAAACGUGAACAUGAGCAACGCGAACAAGCACAGCGUGAACAGGAAUACCUUGACCGAGCACGCGCCGCCUCAUCAGCAGUUCCUGCACAAGUGUCGUCCUCGUCGGCGUCCUCUGUCUCUUCGACUCCUACGUCUUCAGCUCGUCUUAACCGCCUCAUCAACGAGACGGACAAGUUGACCUUGAACGAUCAGGAGCAACGUCAUGCCCAGCCUGCUUCUUCUGCGGCUGCUGGUAGUAAUGUUGACGAGUGGGACGAGGAUCCUACCCCCACCAUGCCCUCCAAGCCCCAGAACUUAAGCUACUCUGCUGCGCGCAAUGUGUCUCCUGCCGCUACUCGUACCUGGACACCCACUGCCAACACUGCGUCCGAGACUACCUCCCAGCCUAGCAGCACCAAUCACUCGCGGAUAUCCUCUGCCGAACUCAACAACCCCACCGCCACCAGCCCUGUGAGCAGCCAGCCUACGCUGACACCCAAGACCAGCUACUACCGAUCGGGAGGACUCAUGACGCCAAAGAAGAUGACUACGUCGUUUGGCGGUGGAGGAGAUAUCUGCCCACGCUGCCAAAAAACCGUCUACCAUGCCGAGUCGGCCCUUGCCCCUGGCGGAGCCAAGUACCACAAAUUGUGUCUGCGCUGUGUUGAGUGCUCCAAGUCGCUGGAUUCGACCAACAUGACGGACCGUCAGGGCACACCCUACUGCAAGACUUGUUAUUCGAAGUCUUGGGGCGCUAAAGGGUAUGGGUACAAUAGUGGUGCCUCUGGGCUCCACACCGAGGUGUGA
Molecule: messenger RNA, 2016 nt
Organism: Linnemannia hyalina
Lineage: Eukaryota; Fungi; Mortierellomycota; Mortierellomycetes; Mortierellales; Mortierellaceae
Source: the annotation of a GenBank genome assembly